GUGGUUUGUAUAUCAGUAUUUGGGGACACUUCGGAAUCACCGACACUGGCAUGAAGAACCAUGAUUGUGACGUCUUUUUCACGUAUGCGUCAUCUUCAGUCGACAUACAUGGUUUCGGCAGCAACAGAAAGAGAGGAAGCGGUCCGUGAACCGCUCAUCAGUAUGGCGGCAGGGACGCUGCAGGAGCUUGUAUCCGCCGCUGCCUCUGUGCACUCUGACAGGACAGCUGUGACAUAUUAUGAUGACCAGUCGGUGUCUCUGCUGUACAGAGAUGUGCUUAAACUCGCCGGUGAACUGUCUGAUAUUUUUCGGGAGAGCUGCUCUCCCAGUAACGGCGUUAUCGGGCUGUAUUGUAGUGAUGACUUGUUGGUCCCUGUGUGGAUCCUGGGGAUCCUGCAGUCUCCUGCUGCCUAUGUCCCACUGGACCCAGAAGCUCCAGGACUUCUCUCUGCCAGAGUCAUGAACCUGUGCGGCCUCAAAUAUUGUGCUGUGAAGACUGACCUCCUGCAGCGUUUCCAGACAGCUCUCGUCAAACACAUAUCUGCGGAGGUGUGUGUGGUGUUGCCCAAGUUUAAACUUACCCUGAUUCGUGUCAAACUGCUGCCAGUCGCUGCCCACAAACCAGAGACACAACAAAGUGUAGCCCAGAAGGCAGAUGGUGCUGACCUCUGUGGUACAGCUGUGGUGGAAAAGGCCUCUGGGCACAGGGACUUGGCAUAUGUGCUGCACACAUCUGGAACAACUGGCUUUCCUAAGAUUGUAAGGGUACCACACAAGUGUAUACUCCCCAAUAUACUACAUCUGAGAUCGUUGUUCCAGAUGAGUGCAGAUGAUGUGGUUUUCCUGGCUUCACCCUUAACCUUUGACCCCUCUGUGGUGGAUAUUUUCCUGGCCUUAUCAUCUGGGGCACAGCUCCUCAUUAUCCCAUCUGUGAUCAAGAAAGUGCCAAAUAGACUGGCUCAAGUGCUGUUCAAGAAUCACAAGACGACCGUCCUACAGGUCACACCCACUCUACUCAGCCGCUUCGGGCAUCGUAUCCUAAAACAGGAGGUGCUGUCUUCAGUCUCUUCGCUGCGGGUGUUGGCUCUGGGUGGAGAGGCCUGUCCCUCGCCAGCUCUGCUGAGGAGCUGGAAGCACAAGGACAACAAAACCCACAUCUACAAUAUCUAUGGUAUCACUGAGGUGUCCUGCUGGGCCUGCUGCUACAAAAUACCACAGUCUCUGCUGCAGUCCAGCAACCCACCUUCCAGCAUGGUGUCCUCAGUGCCUCUCGGGGCUCCUCUGAUGGACACGGUGGUGGAAGUCAGAGAUGAACAUGGCUGCGUUGUUACCGAGGGUGAGGGACAGCUGUUCAUAGGUGGAAAGGACAGAGUGUGUCUCCUGGAUGAUGAAGAGGCUGUUACCCCCGGGACAAUGAGAGCUACUGGAGACUGGGUGAAUGUUAAAGACACACAGCUGUUGUACCUGGGACGGAGAGACAGACUGAUAAAACGACACGGAAAACGGGUGAACUUGGACAACUUGCAACAGCUCAUACUGAGUCUGCCUCAGGUGGAGGCGUGCGCUGUGGGUUUGUACGAAGGCUUUCGACUGCUCGCUUUUGUCGUGGCGUCUGCAUCUGGAGACCAGAAAGCAGCUUCUCCUCUCCCAUCUGUACAGGAGCGUGUGGGAAAAUCACACUCGCCUUUCGCUCAGCAUCAAGAAGACCCCCCUUCUCCUGUGAAGCACCACCAGGAAGAGGAGACGAGCGGCAUGGACGGAGGCCUGAGCAGACUGAUUGUGAACCAGCUGUCUCUGCUCCUGCCGUCUUACAGCGUUCCUGACACGCUGGUGCUGGUCCCAGCCUUAUGCCUGACUCCACAUGGCAAAGUGGAUAUGGAGGCACUUAUGAAAAUAUACCAAAGACAGAGACAGUGUUUGGAGUCUUCACAGGGAGAUUUCAGCAAACUAAAGCAAACUCUUCGGUCCUUUUGGCAGAGUACUUUAGGUUUUGCUGAAGAUGUGACCGUUGACGAGGAGUCCAACUUCCUGUUGAGUGGAGGAGAUUCUCUGAAGGCGCUGCACCUCUGUGAAGACAUCCUCACCGCUGUGGGAGUCACCUCUCCAGGGCUUUUGGAGGUCAUACUCGACGGGACCUUUUCUGAUGUCCUGCGCUAUGUUGCCAGGGUGACACUGAUGCCACCGCUUGAGAACAGCACGCCAUCGCUUCUUGAGGCCAAGAAACGGCACGCUGAUGCCCCCUCUGUUUUCUUAGCAAAGAGAGAACGCAAAGAGUCUACAGCAGGAGAGAGGCCGCAGGGGGAGAAACGGGCUGUUAAAGUUAUAGGACGAGGAGGUGAGGUGAUAGAAAUGAAAACCGGCAAUGAAGAGAUGGGUGAAAACCUCCAGCCGAUGCAAGGUGAUGUUCUAGACCUGAGUCUGAGCUGGUCCUCAGAUACAGGCAGAUGUGUGGAUGCCUCCCCAGUGCUUCUAGUCCACAAAAGAACAGAUCAGAGGUCAGAUGUGACCAAAACAACUGUGUUCAUCGGCUCACACUCUCACAGGAUUCAGGCUUUAGACCUGGACACUGGGAGCCUUCUGUGGGAGCGAGUCCUCGGGGACAGAAUCGAGGCGUCAGCUGCUGUGUCUCGCUGCGGGACUCUGGUGGUUAUAGGUUGCUACGAUGGCUGUGUGUAUUUCUUGUGCGCUGCUUCCGGAGAGACACGGUGGAUAUUUGAGACAGGAGAUGCUGUGAAGAGCUGUCCUGCUGUGGAUCAACACACAGGUCUGAUGAUUGUGGGUUCACACGACGGGCACGUUUACGCCCUGAACCCGGAGCUCCAGCAGUGUGUUUGGAAGCAUCACUGUGGCGGCAGGGCUGUGUUCUCCUCCCCCUACCUCCAGCCCUCCCUCAGACAGCUGUAUGUGGCGUCACUGGGAGGUCACCUGCUCUGUCUCAACCCUGACAGUGGAGAGGUCCUGUGGUCUCACUGUAGAGACGUCCCGUUCUUCUCAUCACCAAACAGCUCCUCUGGUCUUGUUGCGAUCGGCUCAGUGGACGGAAACAUCUGCUGCUUCAGUAACAAGGGGGAACUGAUGUGGCAGUAUUUAACAAAGGGACCAGUCUUCUCCUCUCCAUGUGUCACACCAGACCAGCAGAGGCUUCUGUGUGGAUCACAUGACGGUCACCUGUACUGUUUAAACUGUGCCGAUGGCUCUUUAGUUUGGACGUUCGAGACAUCAGGCAAGGUGUACUCCACUCCGUGUGUGUUUGACGGCUCUGCCAUGGGCAGGAGGGGGAUCCUUGUGGGCGUGGCCUCUACAGACGGCACAGUUUGGAUCCUGGAUGGUCAAAAUGGACAAAUGCUGGCCUCACACACUCUACCUGGGGAGCUGUUUUCAUCCCCAGUGGUGUAUGAACAAUCUCUUGUGGUCGGUUGCCGCAACGACUAUGUGUAUUGUUUCAAGCUGACUGUCAAAGAGGAAGCACAGAAGUAUUAAAUGUAUUUUUGCCCUGAUUUUAUAAUAAACACUGAUGACUCAGUA
This is a messenger RNA of Lates calcarifer (barramundi perch), 3525 nucleotides long. RefSeq names its product aminoadipate-semialdehyde dehydrogenase (gene aasdh). NCBI's taxonomy places the organism in Eukaryota, Metazoa, Chordata, Actinopteri, Centropomidae. The record is from RefSeq and is a predicted model, not a curated record. Gene Ontology annotation, molecular function: protein binding. Gene Ontology annotation, biological process: amino acid activation for nonribosomal peptide biosynthetic process.